Aspergillus puulaauensis is the source of this 1803-nucleotide messenger RNA. It is a transcript of the gene ilv3B, whose product is annotated as putative mitochondrial dihydroxy acid dehydratase. NCBI's taxonomy places the organism in Eukaryota, Fungi, Ascomycota, Eurotiomycetes, Eurotiales, Aspergillaceae. The record is from RefSeq and is a predicted model, not a curated record. Gene Ontology annotation, molecular function: dihydroxy-acid dehydratase activity. Gene Ontology annotation, cellular component: mitochondrion. The transcript has 3 exons. Gene Ontology annotation, biological process: branched-chain amino acid biosynthetic process. Bases 1 to 1803 code for a protein of 600 amino acids.
AUGGACCCCACCAACCCCGCCAAGUACAUCGACUUCCCUGUCCUUCCUGACGACGCAAAACAUGCCGAUGGCAGUCCAGCAUUGAACCGUCACUCUACACACAUCACCCGCGGCCAUGACUUCCCCGGGGCGAAGGCCAUGCUAUACGCCGCCGGCGUUCCUGACAAGGAAUCCAUGGCUAAAAGCCCCCAAGUUGGAAUUGCAUCGGUCUGGUGGGAGGGAAACCCCUGUAACAUGCAUCUAAUGGACCUCGCUACGACUGCGAAAAAAGCGAUAUCUGACCGCGGAAUGAUCGGAUGGCAAUACAAUACCAUUGGAGUGAGCGAUGCGAUCUCAAUGGGCAGCGAAGGUAUGCGGUUUUCGCUUCAAUCCCGUGAGAUAAUCGCCGACAGUGUUGAGACCGUUACUUGCGCUCAGUACCACGAUGCCUGCAUUGCUAUCCCGGGCUGUGACAAGAACAUGCCAGGAGUAGUAAUGGGUAUGGCGAGACACAACCGGCCAUCCAUAAUGAUCUACGGUGGGACAAUACAGAAAGGUUAUUCCGACACGCUUCGCAAGCACGUCAGCGUUUCCACGUGCUUUGAAGCUGCAGGCGCGUACGCAUAUGAUACCCUACGCCAACCGGAUGAUGGAGGUGAUACAAGCAAAACAAAGGAUGAUAUCAUGGAUGACCUAGAAAAGCAUGCUUGCCCCAGCGCGGGUGCAUGCGGAGGCAUGUUCACCGCAAAUACAAUGGCCACUGCAAUUGAAUCUAUGGGAUUGUCCCUGCCGGGAUCGUCAUCAACGCCUGCGUCGUCACCGUCUAAGAUGCGAGAAUGUGUCAAGGCAGCCGACGCUAUCAAAACCUGCCUUGAAAAGAAUAUCCGGCCCCGCGACUUGCUCACCAAGAAAUCGUUUGAGAACGCAUUGGUAAUAACCAUGGCUUUAGGAGGAUCUACCAACGGAGUGCUGCAUUUCCUGGGAAUGGCGGGGACUGCUGGGGUUAACCUCACGUUGGAUGAUAUCCAAAGAGUCAGCAACAAGAUCCCCUUUAUUGCAGACCUCUCUCCCAGCGGGCGGUUCUACAUGGCCGAUCUAUACGAGAUCGGCGGAAUUCCCUCCGUUCAGAAGCUCCUCAUCGCAGCAGGCUUAAUGGACGGUGAUAUUCCGACAAUCACAGGCAAGACCCUGGCCGAAAACGUAGCCUCACACCCAUCACUACCGCAAGACCAAGUUAUAAUCCGACCCCUAAACAACCCCAUCAAAUCAACCGGCCAUAUCCAAAUCCUCAAAGGCAACCUCGCCCCCGGUGGCGCUGUCGCCAAAAUCACAGGAAAAGAGGGGACCAAGUUCACCGGCAAAGCACGCGUCUUCAACAAAGAACACGAACUCAAUGAUGCCCUCACACAAGGCAAGAUCCCGCGCGGCGAGAAUCUCGUCCUCAUCGUUCGCUACGAAGGACCCAAGGGUGGUCCAGGCAUGCCCGAACAACUCAAAGCCAGCGCGGCGCUUAUGGGAGCUAAACUCACCAACAUCGCACUCAUCACUGACGGGCGGUAUUCCGGUGCCUCGCAUGGCUUCAUUGUUGGCCACAUCGUGCCAGAGGCGGCAGUGGGAGGUCCAAUUGCUGUUGUUCAGGAUGGGGAUUUGGUCACCAUUAACGCAGAACGGAAUGAACUCAGCAUGGAUGUUUCGGAUGAGGAAAUCCAGCGGCGCUUGAAGGAGUGGAAGCCACCGGCGCCGAAUGUUACUCGUGGUGUGCUGGCGAAGUAUAGGCAGUUGGUUGGGGAUGCUUCGUCUGGUGCUAUGACGGAUCUGUUUUGA